GGGGGGCGUGGUUUGAUGUGGGCGGUGCUUAGAUGGGCGUGUUCCCGCUGGGGGCGUGGCUUUGGGGGCGUGGCCUUUAACGGAAGCGGCGGCGCCGCGGGACGCGCGAGAAUGUCCUCGGGCCGCCCCCCCGCAGCCCCGUCUCCGCCGCCUCCCCCGGUUGGGGGGUCUCUCCCCGGUGCCCCCCCCGGGGCCGCCCCUCCCUCCCGCCGCAGCCGCCGCCGCCGGGGCCCGGCCCCGCCCCCUCCGGGCCCCGCCCCCGGCUGCAGUGACGUGUUCGUGACGUCACGCUCGGAUUUCCGCGCGCAGCUGCGGCGCUGCCAGCGGCUGCUGGCGCCGGGCGGGGGUCCCGGGGGUCCCGGGCCGGGCGGGGGUCCCGGGGCCGCCCCCGGGGAGCUGCGGCUGCACGGGCUGGGCCUGGCCGUGCCCCGCACCAUCAACCUGGCGCUGCAGCUGCAGGCGGGCGCGGGGGGCGCGCUGCGCCUGCACGCCAGCACCUCCUCCGUGCCCCUCCGCGGGGACCGCGACCGCGGCGACCGCGACGACGGCGACGCCCCCCGCCACAACUCCGCCAUCCACAUCCGCCUCUGCAGGGAGGCGCCCUGCGCCUGACCGGGGGGCAUCCCCGGUGUACCGAGGGGGCUCCCCAAAAUGCGGGGGGGGCUCCCCGGUGUCUUGGGGGGCUCCCCGGGGGGCUCCCCCGUUGUCCUAAGGGGUCCCCCGAUAUUUUAGGGGCUCCCCGGUGUCCUGAGGGGCUCCCCGGUGUCUUGGGGGGCUCCCCCGGUGUCCCGAUCUACGUCACUUCCAUGGGAGCCCCCCAGGUGUCCCCAGGUGUGUCGCGGCCGUGGGGACGCCACUGAAGGUCUUGGGGACACCAGGACGGCACCGAGAGUUGUGGGGACGCCGGUGCCUUGGGGACACGGAUGGUGCCACCACCGGGGCCGCCCCGUGUCCCCCCCAGCCCCGCGAUGUCACCCUGAGCCCCCCCGCGGCCCUGGGGGGGACACGGGGCCGUGAUACCCCAAUAAAGUCGGUGAUGGUGGCA
Prinia subflava (tawny-flanked prinia) is the source of this 1045-nucleotide messenger RNA. It is a transcript of the gene POP7, whose product is annotated as POP7 homolog, ribonuclease P/MRP subunit. Gene Ontology annotation, biological process: tRNA 5'-leader removal. The record is from RefSeq and is a predicted model, not a curated record. Lineage: Eukaryota; Metazoa; Chordata; Aves; Passeriformes; Cisticolidae. Bases 16 to 612 code for a protein of 198 amino acids. Gene Ontology annotation, molecular function: nucleic acid binding. The transcript is spliced from 2 exons. Gene Ontology annotation, cellular component: ribonuclease MRP complex; nucleolar ribonuclease P complex; nucleus.